GAGACCAACGAGAGGACACCGCCUGCGGCUAGAGCAUCCCGGCCAGGAGCGCAACCGAGUGGCGCGCCAACGUGAGAGGAAACCCGUGCGCGGCUGCGCUUUCCUGCCCCUAAGCCGUUCUAGACGCGGGAAAAAUGCUUUCUGAAAGCAGCUCCUUUUUGAAGGGUGUGAUGCUUGGAAGCAUUUUCUGUGCUUUGAUCACUAUGCUAGGACAUAUUAGGAUUGGUCAUGGAAAUAGAAUGCACCACCAUGAGCAUCAUCACCUACAAGCUCCUAACAAAGAAGAUAUCUUGAAAAUUUCAGAGGAUGAGCGCAUGGAGCUCAGUAAGAGCUUUCGAGUAUACUGUAUUAUCCUUGUAAAACCCAAAGAUGUGAGUCUUUGGGCUGCAGUAAAGGAGACUUGGACCAAACACUGUGACAAAGCAGAGUUCUUCAGUUCUGAAAAUGUUAAAGUGUUUGAGUCAAUUAAUAUGGACACAAAUGACAUGUGGUUAAUGAUGAGAAAAGCUUACAAAUAUGCCUUUGAUAAGUAUAGAGACCAAUACAACUGGUUCUUCCUUGCACGCCCCACUACGUUUGCUAUCAUUGAAAACCUAAAGUAUUUUUUGUUAAAAAAGGAUCCAUCACAGCCUUUCUAUCUGGGCCACACUAUAAAAUCUGGAGACCUUGAAUAUGUGGGUAUGGAAGGAGGAAUUGUCUUAAGUAUAGAAUCAAUGAAAAGACUUAACAGCCUUCUCAAUAUCCCUGAAAAGUGUCCUGAACAGGGGGGGAUGAUUUGGAAGAUAUCUGAAGAUAAACAGCUAGCAGUUUGCCUGAAAUAUGCUGGAGUGUUUGCAGAAAAUGCAGAAGAUGCUGAUGGAAAAGAUGUAUUUAAUACCAAAUCUGUUGGGCUUUCUAUUAAAGAGGCAAUGACUUACCACCCCAACCAGGUAGUAGAAGGCUGUUGUUCAGAUAUGGCUGUUACUUUUAAUGGACUGACUCCAAAUCAGAUGCAUGUGAUGAUGUAUGGGGUAUACCGUCUUAGGGCAUUUGGGCAUAUUUUCAAUGAUGCAUUGGUUUUCUUACCUCCAAAUGGUUCUGAUAAUGACUGAGAAGUGGUAGAAAAGCAUAAUACGAUCAUUGUAUAAGACAUGUGUUGUCAUUAUUUGUAGUAGUAACUACAUAUCCAAUACAGCUGUAUGUUUCUUUUUCUUUUCUAAUUUGGUGGCACUGGUAUAACCACACAUUAAAGUUAGUAGUACAUUUUUAAAUGAGAGUGGUAUUUUUCUUUAAAGCACAUGAACAUUGUAAAUGUGUUGGAA
This is a messenger RNA of Macaca mulatta (Rhesus monkey), 1301 nucleotides long. It is a transcript of the gene C1GALT1C1, whose product is annotated as C1GALT1 specific chaperone 1. Gene Ontology annotation, molecular function: N-acetylgalactosaminide beta-1,3-galactosyltransferase activity. NCBI's taxonomy places the organism in Eukaryota, Metazoa, Chordata, Mammalia, Primates, Cercopithecidae. The record is from RefSeq and is marked provisional.